This is a messenger RNA of Mugil cephalus (flathead mullet), 3198 nucleotides long. It is a transcript of the gene camk2a, whose product is annotated as calcium/calmodulin-dependent protein kinase II alpha. The record is from RefSeq and is a predicted model, not a curated record. Gene Ontology annotation, molecular function: calcium/calmodulin-dependent protein kinase activity; ATP binding; calmodulin binding. The transcript is spliced from 19 exons. The coding region runs from base 151 to 1677 and encodes 508 amino acids. Lineage: Eukaryota; Metazoa; Chordata; Actinopteri; Mugiliformes; Mugilidae. Gene Ontology annotation, biological process: protein phosphorylation. Gene Ontology annotation, cellular component: cytoplasm; neuron projection.
CCUCUUCUAUUUCCUCCUCUUCUCCUCCUCCUCUUCUUCUCCUCCUCCUCCUCUGACCAGCUGCAGCCUUCAUCCUCAUCCUCCUCAUCCUCGGAGGAACAACACAAGGAGACCUCUGACCUUUAACCCCGCCCCCGCCCCCGGGUCACCAUGGCAACGGUCAUCUGCACUCGCUUCACCGAAGAGUAUCAGCUGUACGAGGAGCUGGGCAAGGGCGCGUUCUCUGUGGUGCGUCGCUGUGUGAAGGUUCUGUCUGGUCAGGAAUACGCCGCCAAGAUCAUCAACACCAAGAAACUCUCAGCCAGAGAUCAUCAGAAGUUGGACCGUGAAGCUCGAAUCUGUCGAUUACUGAAACACCCCAACAUUGUGAGGCUACAUGACAGUAUUUCAGAGGAGGCUCAUCAUUACCUCAUCUUUGACCUAGUAACGGGUGGAGAGUUGUUUGAAGACAUCGUUGCCAGAGAAUAUUACAGUGAAGCUGACGCCAGUCACUGUAUUCAGCAGAUUUUGGAGGCGGUGCUUCACUGCCAUCAGAUGGGCGUGGUCCACAGAGAUCUGAAGCCAGAGAACCUGCUGCUAGCUUCCAAGUCUAAAGGGGCGGCGGUGAAACUGGCCGACUUCGGUCUGGCCAUCGAGGUGGAGGGAGACCAGCAGGCCUGGUUCGGCUUUGCGGGGACUCCUGGUUACCUGUCUCCAGAGGUCCUGAGGAAGGAUCCUUACGGGAAGGCUGUGGACCUCUGGGCCUGUGGUGUGAUUCUGUACAUCUUAUUGGUGGGCUACCCUCCGUUCUGGGACGAGGACCAACAUCGUCUCUACCAGCAGAUCAAAGCUGGAGCCUAUGACUUUCCGUCUCCAGAGUGGGACACAGUGACUCCUGAAGCCAAAGACCUGAUCAACAAGAUGUUAACGAUUAAUCCAUCGAAGAGAAUUAAUGCAGCUGAAGCUCUGAAGCAUCCAUGGAUCUCUCAUCGUUCCACUGUGGCCUCCUGUAUGCAUCGCCAGGAAACCGUCGAGUGUCUGAAGAAGUUCAACGCCAGGAGGAAACUAAAGGGAGCCAUCCUCACCACCAUGUUGGCCACCAGGAACUUCUCCGGAGGAAAGAGCGGAAGCAACAAGAAGGCCGACGGCGUCAAGGAAUCAUCUGAAAGCACCAACACCACCAUAGAGGACGAAGACACCAGAGUGAGGAAGCAGGACAUCAUUAAAGUGACAGAGCAGCUCAUUGAAGCCAUCAGUAACGGAGACUUUGAGAGCUACACUAAAAUGUGCGACCCGGCCGUGACGGCGUUUGAACCUGAGGCGUUGGGGAAUCUGGUCGAGGGCCUCGACUUCCACCGCUUUUAUUUUGAAAACUUGUGGUCUAAGAACAGCAAGCCGGUCCACACCACCAUCCUGAACCCCCACAUCCACCUGGUGGGAGACGAAGCCGCCUGCAUCGCCUACAUCCGGGUCACGCAGUACAUCGACGCCAACGGGGCGCCACGUACCGCCCAAUCAGAGGAGACCAGGGUGUGGCAUCGCCGCGACGGGAAGUGGCAGAUCGUGCACUUCCACCGCUCAGGCUCCGCCUCCACGCUCACCAAGCGGCGCCGUCAUGUGACUUUGGAGCCGGAGUCAGCUAACUCCCAGAGUGGGCGGGUCUUCAAUGGAGCCGCCGUCACCUUGGCAACAGACUGAUUGACAGCAGGCAAGGCCACUCGGGAUUAGUUUGAGAAGUUUGAGGAGAAGACGAUGGGGCCACGAAGCUUCAGUAGAGAACUGUACAAUCAAUCAAUCAAUCGACUAACGAGCCAAUCAGCUUCCUCCAAUCUGCAGCUGGGACUUUCCUUCAGCCACACCCACUCCAUUAUUAGCCAAUCAGCUGCAGAGUUCAUAAUAAUGUGUGGAAACCUUGUAUCUUCCCUUCAGUUGAAAGACUCCUCCACUAACCUGGUGCUUAGCUUAGCUUAGCUUAGCUUAGCACAAACACUGAAAGCAGGUUUCUAAAAUCAGGUUGUUUUUUAUCGACUGACCUUUCCAAUAAAAAGGGGGUUAGGGUUAGAGCUCGUUAGCAUAGAGUUGUUAGCUAGUGAGCUAGCCUAAGAUACCAGUGGGAGAUACAAGGUUUCCUCUAGAGUCUAAAACUAACGUAUAUAAAGUAAUACGUGUGAGAGCUGCUGAUCAAUAACGAAUCAUGAAUAAUUAGUAAUUAAUGAGUAGAUGUGACGUGUGGUGGAGGUUUAUUGAUCGGCUUCUCUCCGAUGUGUCUGAUGAUCCAUCAGAUGAAAGUGUCCAGGUUCAGACUCUUUGCUUCCACCGGGCUCCACCGGGCCUGCGAUCUUCCACAAAUAGCCACACCUCCACUCAGAUCAGCCACGCCUUCCCUUAACGAGAAACACCACGAGGUUCCUUAACGAGCUAUCCGACCUCCUCCAGUGUUUUUAGGCUCAGACCUGGUGAUUCACUGGGAUGCAGAACACUAGUCCAUCCACUCCAUGCUAAUUUUAGCACAUGUUAGCAUCCUUAGUGAUCAUUAGCUAGCUGCAUGAGUAAGUGAUGAUUGCUAAUGAUUCGAAAAGCAUGUUCCUCUUUCCUCUAGCCCCAAGCUAACAUGCUAACUAGUUGCUAAGAUGAGGAGGACAUUUUUAGCAUUGUUAGCGAUGGCUUCUUUCCCUGCAGUAGAUCCAUUUUUUCUGGUUCAGACUGUUGUCGUUCUAGAGAUGCGGAAUAGUGGCUCAUCAAAGUCCUGGACGAGUCAAAGACCUGUUAGCGAUCAUUAGCUGCUCCUGUAGCCACAAGCUAACAUGCUAGCUAGUAGCUAGCAGGAGGAAGACACUUUUAGAAGUGUUAGCAAUCAUUAGUUGCUCCUGCAGCCAUGAGCUACCAUGCUAGCUAGUGUUGCCCCCCCCCCCCCAUGGUGCUGGUCUGUCGGGGGUGUGGUCCCUGAGUGAAACCUCAUAUCUCUGUUCUGUAGUUGUUGUCGACCUUUAACCUUCUGAAAAUAGAAACCUGCAUCUUGGAUUGUGAAGUGAAACCUUGGGCUCAGUGGUGAAGAUGUUUGGUUUAGUGUGAACGUGUGCACGGAGCGUUAGCAUCUCUUCCUCUUCAGUGACUCUGGUGUUUGCUGCAUGCUGGACUUGACUUUGUGUUUCGUGUUUUGGCUUCAGCCUCGGUUGCCGUGUUUUUCUGGCGUUGUUUUGGCUUUUUUUUUUUUUUUCA